AUGGAAGCUCUGCAGAUGCAAGCAGCCUGCCACCUCGCCAAGCUGCUCUUGGAGUGCUUGAUCCUGUGCACAGACGGAAAGCUUCAGUCAAUGAGCCGUCUCGCACGGACCUGCCGACGGUUCUACGGCAUGCUGUCGGAGGAGCUCGACAGGCAAGCGCGCAAACGCGCAGGAGAGACGACACGCGUCAUUUGCAUGGGGGCAGGUCUCGAUCCGUAUGCCAUUACCCUGACUUCAGAGUCUAAGAAGGCUCGCGCCACUUACUACGCACAACCAUUCUACGACGCGGUGCGGCUCGGCGACUAUGCCUCGGUGCGGGCCUUUCUCAAGGCAGGCGCCAGUGCAGACUUCUCGCUGGGAUCCAAGGGCGGCCCGAUGCUGUAUGUGGCCAGCCUGUACGGCCAUCUGGACAUGGUCCGGCUGCUGCUGGAACACGGUGCGAGCCCCAACGUUGACUUCCGGUUGACUAACAGCACUCCAUGCCUCGCGUACCGGCAAUGGUACCCCGCUAAGAUGUAUUACCAUGAGCUGGAGAAACACCGUCAUCCGUACAGCGAUUGGUCGCCUCGUGAACCCAGGCGCGGAUGGAUCUUCGAGAACAAUCUGCUGUGCCAGGCCAUCCGCCACGGAGACCCGAAUGUGGUCCACCUCCUGCUUGAGUACGGAGCGAACCCGAAUGCCGUGGAGUAUCGGGGGUACCGCGAUGCGGGUCCUGCAGAGAUGCAGCCAUGGCACAAGGACAAGCUAGAUAUGCUAACCGCCGUCGACAUCACGUCGGGUUUUCUGUACCAUCCGCUGGACUUUGCGAAAGAGUGUAUCCCCGUGCUGCACCAGUGCUAUCGCAUCCAGAAGAAAUAUACUCGCAUCAUCGAGAUGCUGUUUGUGCAUGGCGCGAUGCUCUCUUCAUGGUAUGUCUUGGAUACUCUCUGUUUUCUGCCGGAUACAGACGUAAUGCGCAGAUGUUUAAGGCAGGCUAUACGCAACGGUACGGAUGUGGUGACCGUUGCCCUUGGUCCAAACCAUAAUUACACUGAGAAUCUCGCUAAUACCCUGCGCUGGGCUCCGCGGGAGAACCUGGAGCUGCUUUUCGAUCUGGUCCCAGACUUAGCGACUGCAGAGCCAAGACAACACCGGUCAUUGGACCUUCAGCCGUCCAGCAAGUGGAGCGAUGACGAUUUUGAAGACGAGUCAGCAUAUGCUCGAAAUGAACACCCAGCUGACCAACCUCUCAGCUGGCCCACACUUUUCGACCUGGUGCUUCGCACCAACCGUCAAGAGGUGGCUUUGAGCCUGAUCCGCAGAGGCUGUCGGUUAUCUCCCGAUCGGCAGCUGAAUGAAGCAGCCCGCAAGGAGUGGCUCGAGGUCGUCGAGCUGCUUCUGCCGCUCGUGGUCGAGGAAGUCUGGUGCAGUUCUCUUUUGGGGAGUGAUGUCAUAAAACUAGCCAAACAAAGGAUCGAGGCCCGUUCACCUAAAUCUAGCCAAGACGAAUGCGCAUGGGAUUGUGCCUGCGAGGGUCCCGACUGGCAAGCGGACGUUAUUUUUGAAAUCUCAGAAUCCGAAUCCGAAUAA
Messenger RNA from Aspergillus saccharolyticus JOP 1030-1, 1569 nucleotides. RefSeq names its product ankyrin. The coding region runs from base 1 to 1569 and encodes 522 amino acids. NCBI's taxonomy places the organism in Eukaryota, Fungi, Ascomycota, Eurotiomycetes, Eurotiales, Aspergillaceae. The record is from RefSeq and is a predicted model, not a curated record. Gene Ontology annotation, molecular function: protein binding. The transcript has a single exon.